Xenopus laevis (African clawed frog) is the source of this 636-nucleotide messenger RNA. RefSeq names its product olfactory receptor 187-like. The transcript has 2 exons. Lineage: Eukaryota; Metazoa; Chordata; Amphibia; Anura; Pipidae. The coding region runs from base 1 to 636 and encodes 211 amino acids. The record is from RefSeq and is a predicted model, not a curated record.
AUGAAAAACCACACAACUGUGAAAAAGUUGGUUCUCACUGGACUAUCUGACCUUCCAAGUCUUCAGCUUCCUCUGUUCCUGGUGUUUCUCCUGAUCUACCUUAUAACUCUGACUGGGAACCUUCUCAUCCUUCUCUUGAUCUUCACUGAUUCUCAUCUUCACACUCCCAUGUACUUCUUCCUUGGAACCCUGGCAUGUCUGGAUAUGAGUUACUCCUCAGUCACUGUCUCAAGAAUGCUCUUUGAUUUACUCAGAGAAUUAAGAAUCAUUUCUGUGAGAUCUUGUAUAACUCAGGCCUUCUUCUUCCUCUUUUUUGCUGUAUCAGAGAUAUCUGUGCUGGCAGUGAUGUCCUAUGACAGAUACAUUGCCAUAUGUCGGCCUCUUCACUACAUGCAGAUAAUGACCUGGUAUGUUUGUGUUCAGCUUGUAUCAGGCGUAUUGGUUAUUAGUACAACAUAUUCCUUGGUGCACACUCUUUUUUUAAAUAAACGGACCUUUUGCCUCCCAAAUGUUUUGCAAAGUUUCUUUUGUGACCUCCCCCAAUUGCUUGAGGUCUCCUGUAGUGACACAUUCAUCAAUGUAUUGCUUAUAUUUCUCAGUGGAACACUGUCUGCAGAAGAUAUCACUACUGUCUAA